Messenger RNA from Conger conger (European conger), 3392 nucleotides. RefSeq names its product cilia and flagella associated protein 251 (gene cfap251). The record is from RefSeq and is a predicted model, not a curated record. Lineage: Eukaryota; Metazoa; Chordata; Actinopteri; Anguilliformes; Congridae. The transcript is spliced from 21 exons. Gene Ontology annotation, molecular function: protein binding. Gene Ontology annotation, cellular component: sperm flagellum. Bases 90 to 3224 code for a protein of 1044 amino acids.
UGGAUUGACACUUCGGUAGCUAACUGUUAUGUAAGGGACUCUUUAUACCUUCUUAAGCAACUUGUUUCACGCCUGAGGCGAGCUGACUCAUGUCGGACACUGACGAACCGCUGUCCAUUGAGUCCACGGGAGAGGAGGCAGAUGUGGUUAGCCUGCCGGAUCCAGAGAGCCCGGAACCGGUCAGCGGGGGCCUGGAGCCGACCGAGGAUGGCGAACAGCCAGGACAGGUGGAAGAGGAUGGCUGGGAGCAAGAUGAGGAAGCAGGGUAUGCAGAAGAGCAGGAGGAGGAGGGAGCAGAGCAAGAACAGAGAGAAGGGGAUGGAGAGCAAGAGGGAGGGAUAGAAGAAGAGCCAGAAGAGCAGGAGCUGAAUGGUUUGGACCCAGAAGAACAAGAGUUGAGUGGUUUGGAGCCAGAAGAUGUGGGCAGGGAAGAGGAGGGUUUGGCCAAAGAACAGGACAAGCCAACAGACAACACCCCUCCUGGCUUACUCCCACCUCAGAAGAGAAUAACUAUCAAUUCUGAAAAAUAUGCACUGAAUCUGAAGUGGGCUUUGGGGAUCAGCCCGGCCAUCCCCGUCUUCAGCCUGCUGGACGAGGAGCGGCUGGAGGUUGUGUACGGCUGUGCCAACGUGGCGGUGAUUUACGACCACUCCUCCAACUCCCAGCACAUAUUCCAGGGGCACUAUAACCCCGUAUCCUGUCUGUGUGUGAGUGAGGACAGGCGCUGGCUGGUCACAGCAGACCUGGGAGCCGACAGCCUGGUGCUCGUAUGGGAAACACAUUCAGGGUUUCCCGUGCAGACGCUGUUCGGCUGUCAUCCUGAAGGGGGUGUUGCAGCGAUGGCUUUAUCGCAGGACGCAAAGUACCUGGUGACCGUCGGAGCCGCAGAAAUCCAGAGGGUGUGCUUGUGGGACUGGACCAGUGAGAUGGAGGGUCCAGUCUGUGUGACAGAACUACAACCAGAAUUUGGUUGCCAGAAUCACAUAAUUUUUCACCCACUUGACAACAGCCAGAUCCUCAGUAACAGUGAGAGCCAGGUUGUAUUUUACUCCUGGGACAAAGGGGAGCUGGAUUAUUACACCCCAAAUCUGUCAGAUAAGACCUUCAACCGUACGGUGGGCUCGUUCAGCCAGUCCAUUUUCAGUACGGAGGGGGAGCAGGCGUUCUCGGCCACAUCCCUGGGGAACACCGUGGUGUGGGACAUCAUGCAGGUGGACUCCUCUGAGAUGAACAUGCAGAGGGUCGCCCUGAAGCUCAUUCCGCUCCAGAAACACGCCAUCACCGUGCUCACCCGCACCGACGAUUUCAUUGUCACAGGCAACGCCAUGGGUCACGUGAUCUUCUACGACCAGCAUUUCAAACUGAUGAAGUGGUACGACGAGUUUGAGCUGGAUGCCAUCGCGUCCAUAUCCUUCUCCAGGGAGACCAACAGCAAGGUGGGGUACCUGGACAGCCUCCUAAACGACGGCAAGCCCUCCCUGGUCCGGAACUUUGUCCUCUCCACGGAGAGUGCCGGAGUGGCUCAUGUGAACACGGCGAGGGGGAAGCUGCGGUGGGUGCUGACAGAGCAGUCGGGGGCGCUACAUGCGCUGGCCUGCCACCCCACCCUGCCCAUCGUUGCCCUGGGCAGCCACUGCGGCGUCGUCAGGGCCUGGGACUACCUGAGCAAGAGGACCGUCUGCACCCGGGUCUUCCACAGGGAGAGGCAGAUCCAGUGCCUCGCCUAUGACCCCAAAGGUUUUCACUUGGCGGUUGGGUUCACCUGUGGGACGGUGUACAUCCUGGACACUAUCGAGCUGCAGAACAAACCGGAAGAGCAGUUCCGCUGCGCCCACGACGGGAUCACGCACAUCGCCUUCUCCCAGAACUCGCACUACAUGGCCACAGCGGACACAGGGAAAGCGGUGACACUGUACAAGCUUUGUCCCAAAGAUGGGAGUCAGGUUUGGGACUACCAGUGGAGACAUCGUUAUCACUACCAGCCCAUCCAGGACCUCCUGUUCGGGGAGUACCCCGGCAGCACCCAGACCAUGCUCCUCUCCCUGGGCUCGGACCGCAGGCUGGUGGAGUACGACCUGAAGAACAGCGGCGAGGACGAGCUGCGUAUUCAGAGCGCGUCGCGCGUCGAGCAGAGCGCCACGCCCACCUGCAUGGCCUGGUACCCGCCCCUCUCCUCUGACCACGUCCUGCUCGUCGCCGCCACCAACUACAAGAUGAAGAUCCUCAACAGCGGCAAGACGUGCAGGAAAACUCUCCUGGGCCCCACCCACAGCGCUCCAGUGCAGAAAAUGGUGGUUCUCCCCCCGUCAGCAGACAGGGAUCCCAGCGCACAUUACCUCACGUACAUCGCCGGGAACAAGCUGGGGCUGCAGAUCCUCCCCGUCGAUGGGAAUCCCUACAGGUAUUCCGCGCUCAUCUGCCACCCGCCCGGAAUCUCGGGCCUGGCCUGCGGCUCCGACGGGAAGCACGUCUUCACCUCCGGCGGGGCGGACUGCACCGUGUGCUGCUGGGAGGUCAACCUCAAUGCACUGGAAGCAGAGGCCACUCUGGGAGGGCAGGGCAUUGUGCCCUUCUACACCCUUCUAGAAGGAGGCAGAGAUGGACAGCUCUUCAAAGACAUCACAGACUACUUUUACUACAGCCAGGUGCGUCUGCAGGGCGUGGACACCAUGGAGUCGCGGCGUGUGUCCACCAGGAUCACCCUGAGCGAGCUGUCCUCCAUGAUGAGGGUCCUGGGCUUCUUCCCCUCCGACAGAGAGAUUGAGGACAUGCAGAACGAGGUGAGGUACAGUCGGUAUGCGGAGACGGGGCUCACCGUCCGGGACGUCGACCUGGAAGACUUCAUCAGGCUUUACGUUAACCACCGGCCGGUCGUGGACUGCAGCUGGGAGGAGCUCCAGCACGCCUUCGCCACUCUGGGUCACGUGAACGAAAACGGGGAGUGCGUCAUCAGCAGAGACGAUAUGCUCCACGUUCUGCAGACCAGAGGGGAGCCUAUGAUGGAGGAAGAACUGGCAGAGUGCUUCUCCAUCCUGUUGGGGGCGAACACAGAAGGUGGGCCUCCUAUGCUGGAGACCGCUGACAGUAAAGGCCUGCUGGAGCGAAUGCUUCCAGAGGAGAUCUCCAUGGAAACAUUCAUAUUGGACAUUCUGGGCUGGUUCACUUCCAUCACCCGCCCGACCUCAUCUGGAGCAACAUCACCACCUGACUCCCAGGCCUCGUAGGCAUGGGCCAUGGGCAGCCUGGGAGAACCUUUUAAACAUGAAGUAGCCCACACAGAUCUAGGUAUCUGUGUAAUACUGUUCGCACUCAGUGUGUGUGUAUGUGUGUGUGUGUGUGUGUGUGUGUGUGUAUAUAAAGGCUUUAAAAGCAGCAAAUGGAAUUGAAUUGUU